AUGGACUGUUACAGCGCUGAGUCUGAAUUUAUUGAAUCACUGGACUUUUUGAGUCCGCCAGUGAAAAGGCUUCAUACUAGCAGAGAGUUUGGUAGUGUGUAUAACACUGAGGCGAACGACGUGCACUUGUUGCGAGGGCUUCGAAACAAGUUCGCUCGACGAACAUCCAGCUCCACAAAGAAUAUUAAACCUAUUAUUAAAACUAGCUCCGACUCCUCCACCUCACUGGUUCUUAAGAAAACUUCCGAGAGACAGAUACUAGAACAUUACUCAAUCGUAAGUUACACAAGCUUACAGCAUCCGGAAAACGAAACACCUUCGGUACUAAAGUCGGAAAGAAGUCCGAACCCUGUUGAGAAACCUCUAAUAAAAGUAACGGUUAUACCUAAAACGGAUCAGAUACAAACAGCAAAACUACUUCGGAGGCGGAGAUACGUGCCUAAGAAAAUUCAGAGCACCACAUCGAACCACGAGAACUCAGUACAAACCAAGAACGUGUACUUAAUAGUAGCAGGUCGAAGAAGAGAGAAAAUAUAUGAGAUCAAGACUACAGGUAGUGCGAAGUUCUCAUCCGACCACGACAGUUAUAUAAGAGAUGAUGACAUACCAAUUAAAGAACUAUCGAAUUUCAAACAUCUGAUCCAGUCCUUAAACAUGGAUCGAAAGAAGAAGAAAGAAAAAAAGGAAAAGAAAGCAUUGAUGGACAACAGUGAUGCUCCCCAGCAGACCUCUGUCGAGUGGAGGUACCCGAGCUGCCAAGACUGCUUGUGUGGCGAUGAAUCAAAUGAAUCACCGAAAAAAAGUCGAGUAAAGAUCUUUGGGCAGUUCGGUAUAUCUGAAGAUGAGAAAUAUGUGCUCAGAUACGGAGCUACUAUUAACGACAAACAAGUUUUAUCAGACGUCGCUCAGCUGACGAGGGACUUUUCCCCAAUUAUUGCCACAACUUCAUACGGAACCGCAGACGCACAAUCAACGAUGCAAAAAGACUCGUGCAUACAGGCUGACUACAACGUAUGCUAUGACAAACCUCCUAUCGUAGAAGAAGAACCCAGUUACAGCAAAGAAUCGCAUGGAACUCAAGUCAAUUUUAAUGUGCAAUGCAAUGUAGCUAUGACGAAAGCGAGGAGUUCAUCAUUUUCCGACAAAAAAGUCCAGUGCAGUUGUAGCUUUGGGCCCACAAAUAAAUCAGACCAAAACACUCUAAAAGACUGUCAUAGCCCCCUUGUCAUAAUAUCAGUUUAUCCAAAAUCGAGCCCAGAAGAUACUGUGCAGUCAGUUAAUAGCCCUGAUACUAUUAGAAGUUCUUCUCCGACGAGAAUGGCGACGUACACGAGUAAUCAACUAACAAAGACAGAGAAAAAUCCAAAAAGAGGUGCUCUUGAAUCAAAAAAAAGAAGUCCUGCAGCUAGUCGAUCACCGUCGCCUGCAAAAAAGGUUCUAGAGGAAUCAGUAAGAACACAAGUCAGUGAAAAAAAAAGUCCUGAUAGGCAAAGAGCACUCAGAGCAAUAAAAGAAAAGAUACAAGAAAAGGAUAAAUUAUUAAAACAUGACCCUAGUCCGCGAAAGCCUCCAUCAAAGUUCAAUACAGCCAACUCAACUCAGGUUGCUAAAAACCUUCAGAAUAUAACUAUAUCAAAUGCAACACAAGUCUCUAAAAAAAACCCAUUGCACGCUUUGUCUAAUGCAACGCAAGUUUCGAAUAAAAAUAAUCAAGUAUACCAGGCGUCUAACGGAACACAAGUCUCUGUGAGGAAGCGGCAAACUUACACCGUGUCCAAUGCAACUCAGUAUUCGGAUGGGCCGCAGAGUAUGGCGUCUAACGGUACGCAGUUCGUAGAUAAUAAUAUCACAGACAGUAUACCGGAAAUAGCUCCAGUGAAACAUUCCAGGAACGUUGUUGCCACUCCAUCUUUAAAAUACCCUAAAAAGCCUUCACCAAUAAGGUUUCCUCGAACUACCCAGGUGUCUAAUGCUACACAGGUACCUAAAAGUCCACAAUUCUUUGCAAGUAACGGUACACAAGUAUCAGAAAGGGAACCCUACACAGGAUCCAAAUCUAACGGGACGCAAAUAUCAAAAAAACAACAAUAUCCUUUUUCAUCGCGUGCCAGAAAUCAGGAAACUUAUACUGUACCUAAUGCAUCCCAGGUUUACGAAGACGACGAAUACUCGAGAAUUACUACGAACAGAAUAAAUGAAAUGGGAACUAAUACAGAGCACGUUCGGAAAAAAAGAACAUUAAUCGAGACGUAUACAAAGCAAUUAACUGAUCAAAUGAGCCAGAAGGAUUCCAUUCCUGCCAGGUUUGAUAAUUCUAAAGUUACAAUAAAUAUAGACGGCGAUGGAGAAUACUACGAUGUCUUGUUCAAUCAAGAUAAACGGUCGACUGACGUGACAAUCCGAAAGACACUAAAAGAUAUGGGUUCACAAAAAUAUGAUGAGGAACAGGAUUGUUCACUUUCGUUAGAGAAUUUUAUGUAUGUGCCCGAGAUCAUUGUCGAAAAGGAAGAGAGCAAAGGGCAAAAUGAUUCGCAAUCGAAGUCGUUGUCGAUUUAUAAUAAUCCCUCAGACGAUGAGUUUCCGUUAGACACUCAAGUUUCAAGACUUACAAUACGAGAUAGUCUUGAGAUUUCUCACAGGCGUGAAGAUAGAGGUAUCCACAAUAACUUAAAGAACACUCAAACUUGUUUCACGGCUCAGAUCGCCACCACUCUUCCAGAUGCAACGGAAUUCUUAGCUCCAAUCAAACACUUUAUUGGCGACGACUGUUCCAUCACUGACCCCGUGGAGAGAGAUAAACAGAUCAGGCAACUUCUUGGUGUGGAUAAAUUAAAACAAAGUUUCACAGGAUCUCAGCAGGCUCGUUAUUCUGACAACAGCAGUCGCAUUCCCUAUCAGUGUAUCUACCGAAAAGAAUGCAAAAAUAGUGAACUCACAGAAAUUAAUUUUGAGUUUCAAAAAGUGCUACCCUGUUUCAAGUCACGUCACACAAAAAAUAGAGCAUCUGUUUCUGUUCAAUGCCGUCAACCAAGCGUUCCUAAAAAACCAUCCAAAAGUUACUAUUCAGUCGUAGAUACUUGCGAGAAAUGUUGUGAGAGCCCUCGCCAUAUACCACUUUCAGUGCCCUGCGAUGACAGAGUUAGUGGUAUCAGCUUAAGGACAGUACGACGUCCGAAGGAAGAUAGAUCCUGUAAAAGUUUCGGUAGAGAUAAAUCUGCUAUCUAUCAGCAAUUGAUAUUAAACAGAAAUAUUCAAGUUUUCCUUCAAGUUGAUCAAUUUUCUAAACAAAAACCUAUAAUACUUUCACGAAAACAAUAUGAUAAAGUUAAGAAAACUAUUCAAAAAACAAUAAGUGUAAAGAAAAGUAGUCAUGACAAACGAAAAUGUAUACCUGUCAAACGCGAGAAAAAGGAGACCUGUCUUGAACGCGCGUCCAGUGAGAUUUCUCUGAAAGUCAAAGCUAAAAAUAGUAAACGCCAUAAACCGUUCACCAAACGCACUCAGUGCACCGGGUUCGGCAAACGCAGAUCGCGACACGACAGCUCAGAGAUGUAUAGCAGACGCGAGGACCCCGUGUGUUGUAAACACGAGAAACCUGAAGUUUAUGACAGAUACGAGAGACCCGAAUGUGAUCGAUACGACAGACCCGAGAUGUAUGGCAGACGAGAGAGACCUAUGCCGUAUGGUAAGCUCGAGUCACCUGAGGUGUAUGGUAGAUAUGAGAAAUUUGGGGAUCCGGACAAAUAUGGUAUUCGCGACAGACCUGCGGUAGUUGAUAGACACGAUAAACCUGAAGACCGUGACGAAAAAGAAAUAUCGCGUAAACCGGAGAAGCCUUCUGGUAAGCGCAGAGAGUCUAGUAAACGUGAAAAGUCUGAUAAACAACCUGAUAAGCCUGAAGUGUCACGCAAACGCGAGGGAUCUGUGUCAUCUAAAAAAUCCAACAGACUUGAGGAAUCUGAGUCACACGAGAAACACGAGGCGUCUCGUAAACGCCACAAAUCUCCGACAUCUGCUAAACGCGAAAAAUCUCCAAAGUCUAGUAAAACCAAGAAAUCUGAGUCAUCUGGUAAACGAGGGAAGUCUGGUAAACGUGGGAAAUCUGGGUCACCUGAUAAAGCUGAGAAAUCUGACUCAUCUGACAAAAAUGAGGGACCUGACGACCUAGACGAAGACGAUGAACGCAAAGGGCCAGUCAAACGCCAGAAAAGUGAUGUGUCUAUUGGUGAAGUAAGAACAAAAAAGCCGAAAGAAAAAGCCGUAAAAAAGUCCCAACACAAAGGAUCAAAACAUGAAAAAUAUGCACAAGUUGAGGUCAAGUGUUCUCUAGACAAUUGUAAAAAAUAUACAGACGAAAGACUAUGGGGCCAUCUUCCGAAAUCCAAGCAAUCGAAAAAGGAUAAGAAAAAAGCUGAUUCAUGUGAUAAAAAAAAGAAGCCGAAAAAAUCAGGCAACAUUGAAGUUUAUAAAAUAGAUAAUUAUGAUGAGAAUUCUCGCUUUGCUGCUGGUGAUGAUGAAAGCAGAUAUAAUAAAAAACAUGACAACAACAACAAGGGGGUAUGGACUGUCGAACACACUUCUACACCAAUAAUACAACAACGGCACGCAGAAUGUUUCACAAACAUGGACAUUGGAACAGGCAGAGACGAGGUGAAUAGUAGCACUUCAGAACAAGUAGAAGACCCCGAUCGUCUAAGUGAGCAAAGAUCACCUAGUGUAUAUGCACGUAGUAAUGACUUCCAAGAACAGAGCCUGGGCGAUUGUGCAUAUAACGAUUCUAUGGAUAUUGAACACCAGGAGACUGAAAUGAAGACGUUUGUUUUGUUUAAUGCAGAAAAUACAAAUGAUGAUAUUAAAGAUGGCGACUACGAUACACGCACUAGAAAAACUGUGUCUUCAGUAGAAAUUCGUUACGCAAGCAUUGCAUAUAUGAAGCAAGUAGCGUAUUCAUCGACAGAUGUCGGAGCAUUGUCCAAUUCAAGUAUAGCUCACGUCAAAUCAUUUCAUACCAUAUUUAGAGGGCACAGGAAAUCAGCUACACCCAACCUAGGAACGUCAGCCUACUCUUUAUAUUCAGAGGAAGGCUACAACUCAGAAAAUAAGUCUGUUAAGUAUAUAAUUGAGCCGCGGGAUUCAAAGCCAAAGCGACCGUUUUUAAGAAGAUUAAUGUCGUGCCUAGUCAUGCGAUCGGCCAGGGAUUCAGAGCUGAAGUUACCCACGGGGCCUGUACUCGAAGAUCCGCCCAGCGUCAACAGUUCUAUUGAUUCCUAUCACAUCAGCACUUCGCUAGGAGCUGUGGAAAUAAGUUCGUCGAUCUACGACACAUCAGCAUCGUUCUACAGCAACCACACAAUCCUUCCAGUGAACAGUAAAAUAAAAAGAGGUUUCUUCAGUUCAGUGAGAGGGUUUCUAACAAACCGUAAGAGUUGA
This is a messenger RNA of Spodoptera littoralis (African cotton leafworm), 5430 nucleotides long. The record is from the annotation of a GenBank genome assembly. NCBI's taxonomy places the organism in Eukaryota, Metazoa, Arthropoda, Insecta, Lepidoptera, Noctuidae.